AAGACUGAGACUGCGGUGAACACUCCGUUGUGAUCAGUCCGACUGAGACGAUGCAGGUUAUUCUUCUGGGAGCGGAAUUUUUGAAGCUUUUGAGUUUCACACCACUCAACAGAUUAUAACGAUGCCUAAAGGACGCAGGAAGCUACGCAAGCACUUAGACCUACCUCUUCCCAGUGACGGGUCUUUCAAAAGAUGUGUGCGCAACCUGGGUGCUUUCUUCUUCGGGCUGCUUUUGUCCUCUGUUUAUGCAGGGAUGGUCCUCUUCAUCCAGAAUUACAGCCUUUGGUUCUGCAUCCUGUCUACGAUAACUAUCGCCACCUUCUGCUCUUUAGGAAUGGGACUUUCUCUCCGCAUCCGUGCCACUGUACUGCUGAUGAUACCAAUGAUCUGCUCGAAAGAGGGAAAGAAUUUUGUUCUUGUCUUAAUCUUUACCAUGGCAAUGCAGGGACCACUGGCCAACAUCAUGGAAAACUUUAACCGGGCAGCAGAUUCAGUGUCCUGUGGUGCUGAGAUGGCUCUUAACCAGACUAUGGAGAUGGUGGAAAAAGUUAAAGCUCCAUUAACUCCUAUUAUUAACAAGAUCAAAACAAUUUCCAAGAACAUCAAGAUCAUUGCAGACAAGGUGCGCAAGCUUAUUAAGAGCCUAAUUGACACUGUGAAGCAUAUUGCAAAUGUGCUGAGGAAUAUCUUUUAUUUCCUGGUGAACAUUGCGGAUAUCUGCAACAAAGAGCUGGGCACACCUUACAAGAAGUGCAUAAGUUUAUUUGAUGACGCACGCUAUAAAUGCAUGGAUGCUCUGUCUAUAUUUUCCUUUCUAUGUUACAUCAUUGAUAUUUUCAGGCCUCUCUGCGGUUUAGCUAAAAUCAUCCAGUUAUUCUGCCUCAUUCCCUCAUAUGUUGUAAACUUCAUCAAGACAAAAGUUGCUGCCCCUGUCAUUUAUGUUUUAAACAAAAUUAGGAGUGAAUUUGAGUUUAACAUUUCCACUACAAUGCAGUUUGAAAUGCGCAUGAACCAAUCCAAGACUCUCAGCCAAGUUGCUAAGGACAUCAUGCAGGAGGUGACAUUAGAGAUGGAAAAAUUUCAAGAAGUUUUUGGCAUGUUUGGUUAUUUCUCCAUUUUUAUCGUCUUCUACAUGUACUUCAGAGCAGUUAUAUAUAAAAAGCAUUACCUCUUCUAUGACAACUUUGACAAUGUGUACAUCACAAAUGGCAUGGUGAAGUUAGACCUGCUCCGAGCAAGUCAAGGGAAGCCCACUCUACUGCCUCUCGAGCCUGAUGAAGCUGCAAAGUACAUUUCUCCUUGCUCGAUCUGGAUGUCAGAUGCAGAGUGGAAGACCUACCACUGGAACAUUGUUAAUGUGUUUCGCCAUAUGUUGAUUGUACUUCUGUUGGUACUGAUUGAUUAUAUUGUUUUUUGGAUCUUUGACAUGGUUCGCUACUUUCUUCAAGGAGAAAUUAUUGCUCGAUCUCCAACUCAAAUCAAAGUUCACGUCAAUGGAAAUGGAUAUGCCUCUGCGAUCUUCAAGGACAUAGUAACAGCCUUUGAAGUGCUACAGACCUCCAAUGUUACAGUGUCCAGCAAAAAGUGUGCAAUUAUUCCUUCAGAGCCUGACUACACUGAAUACUUUCUUAUAGGAGCACUUUAUGGCUUUUCCUUUUUCAUUGUUGCUUUGGGAAACUAUAUUAUGCGAUUUAAAAGGUUCAUUUGCGCCUGUUACUACCCAUCAAGAGAAAGAGAGAGGAUCUGUUUUCUUUACAACAAGCUGCUGACCAGACGAAACUCAAUUACACAAUCAUUGUGGAAUGCAGUCAAAAUUAAAGCCAAAGAUGAAGGACAUACCAGCAUACUGCUGACUCUGGCGGCAUACGUGCCUUUUCUUUCUAUUCUUGUUGGAUUUUUUGGAAUAGUGGAGACAUAUUGUGCAGCAUGUGGUAUUGUUGCAGAGGGAGAGGAACAUUCUGAUUAUGUGAGUUGCAUUACACCCAGCUGUAAAGGUGUCUAUUGCACAGACUGUUUUGAACGAAUGCAAAAUAUCUGCCCUCUCUGCAUGGCCCCUCUGACUUACGCUGAUGAUGACGAGCAUGAGCUAGACUCAAGUGAUGAGGAGAGUAUUCGGCUUUGGAGGGAAUCCCUAAAGUCCAUGAAACACAUGCAAAUGGAGAAUAAGAACCAGAAAAAGAGAAUAUUUAAAAGAAGGAUCAAGGCUGCCAUGCAAAGCAAUAAGAAAAAGGGCACAAGCAGAAAAGGCAAACAUACUAGCAAGAUGGUGACAGAUACCAGCAGUGAAAUCACCAGCCUGAGCAGCAGCGAGGAUGACAGUAAAUAAGUCAGUGUACUACACUCAGGCUGAUCUAAAGUGGUUAUAAACGGUAAGAGCACAAUAUUAAUAAUUCCCUAAAGACCCAUGAUGACUAUGCUGUAUAUGUAUCAACGAUAAAUUGUUCAUGUUUUAUUCAAAUGUCCAAUUAUGUUGCAUUUUACUUUUAAUGAAAACACUGUAAGCUGUACACUGUACAUUCUUCAGAACAUUGUUUAUUAUUUUGACCAUACAGAGCAGCAAAAUAUGGAAUCACUUAAAGCUACAUUUAAUUCUUAACCAUUCCUGAAGACCUUAUUUGAUUGACUUCCAUCAAGGUUUAGGAUCGUAAUAAAUAGCAUUUGGGAUGAGUUCUGACUAGUGUGGAAACUGAAAGUUUUGAUCAUCAUUUUGUUAUGUUUUGGACAAUAAAAUAAAUUUUAAUGCAUAAUUUUCUCACUUAAAUUUUAUUCACACAGACUAUUAUAGUGAAAGAUCUCACCCUCAAUUUUGAUCUCUUUGGAGUUGGUCUUUCCUUCUAACAGCAGGUGUGAUCCUUUACCAAAAGCUCACCUGCUGCUGUAAGACUCACAUUGUCUUAUAAAUGACAUCUAGCAAUGUGAUCUUGACUUGAAAAGCGACUUGCAUACUUGGACUGCCAAGAUGUCAUCAUACGACAACUGCUUUCAUAAAUUCUCAUAACUUAGAAAUGUCAACAAUUCAAAGGUACGAUUUAUGACCUGUAGUACUUGGAAAUGUUAUUUAGUUUUUAGUUUAGUUUCACUUUUCACCACAACAAAGUCCCAAAACAUACAGCAAAGACAGUACUGGAGUGGCUUUAGGACAAGUCUCUGUCUGUCAAUGGCUGGCCCAGGCAAAGCCCAGAAUGAAACCCAAUAGGACAUUUGUUAGGAAAGACCUUAAGUUGCCAGUUUACAAACACUUCCUUUCCAGUCUAAUGGAGCUUGACUGGAUCUGCCAUGAAGAAUGGGAUAAACUGCUGAAAUCCAAAUGUGCAGAGCUUGUAGAGACUUACCCAGGAUGACUCAAAGCUUUAAUUGCUGCCAAAGGGGCUUGGACAACGUACUGAAUUGAAGGGUUGAACACUUUGAUUAAUUUGUAUACCUUUCUGAAAACAUGUUUUCACUUUGUCAUUAUAAGUUAUUGAGUGAUUAAUAGACAAAAAUGGCAAAGUUACCUAUUUAAAAUGAAAUCUACAACAUAAUAAAGUGUGCAGAUUGUGAAGGAGAAGUCUGAAUACUUUAUGAAUCCACUGUACAAUGCUCUGUGUUGCAGGAUGUAAAGGAAGACAUUUAGCAUUUCUAAACUUUUAAUCCCUCCACUGCAGUGCUGGUUUGUACUGCAGAAGUGGCACCAGAAUGGCCCAGCUCUGUACUCGGCUUUGAUUGGCUAAGCAAAAAGCUGCCAGGAGUAACCAAAGAACAUGCUGCUGUAUCUGUGAUGCAACUGGCGCAGGCACAGGUAAAGUCUCACAGCAAAUGCACUUCCAUUUAAGGUAGGUCUUUCACUGAACUGGACCAAAGCUGGACGGACUUCUACUUCACAGUAAACCUCAGCUUAUUAUUUAUGGGGCUGCAGACCCCCCAACAGCUGUUAAUUACAUGUUGUGAUGGCUGCACUACUUUGUAUCAUGCAGUGCAGUGUAGAUUUGAAUAUUUAAAAGUUUGUGCCUUUUAAGGAUUAUUCCAUUCAAUAUUUGAAAGUUGACAAUUAGUGCCUUACUUGGAUAGAUCUCAGUGGCAACAGGAUGCUGUAAUUUCCAGUCAAGUUAAAUUUUAACAAAAUACUGAUAAUCAUAUUUCUCUUAUUGUGUGUGGUGGAAUGAUUAAUGCUCUUGCACACUGGA
Molecule: messenger RNA, 4163 nt
Organism: Erpetoichthys calabaricus (reedfish)
Lineage: Eukaryota; Metazoa; Chordata; Cladistia; Polypteriformes; Polypteridae
Gene: dcst2
Product: DC-STAMP domain containing 2
Exons: 16
Coding region: 122-2326 (734 amino acids)
Cellular component (GO): membrane
Source: RefSeq, a predicted model, not a curated record